Messenger RNA from Lachancea sp. 'fantastica', 684 nucleotides. The record is from the annotation of a GenBank genome assembly. Lineage: Eukaryota; Fungi; Ascomycota; Saccharomycetes; Saccharomycetales; Saccharomycetaceae.
AUGGAUGCCAUAAUCUUCAACAUUGCAGGCGAUGUUCCCGUGGUAACAAAGGCCUGGACCGCCGGGAUCGUUGUGAUGUCCGUGUUGACAAGUACAACUAUAGUGCAACCGAGCAGUACGCUGUAUAAUUUCGACCUUGCAUUCAAAAAGGGCCAAUAUCUGCGAGUUCUGUACUCGUUAUUUGACUAUGGGGAGCUGAAUCACUGGUUUUUGUUUGGAGUGAUGAUCAUGUUGUCACAAUUGGCGGAUGUGGAAAAAACGGUCCAAAAACGUAGCCAAUACCUAUGGAUGAUUUUUGUCCUGAGCGGGAUGAUAAUCGCAAUGAGCAAAUGGAUCCAACCACACGAAUCGUUAGCGCAUGUUGUACACAAAAAUCUGCUCUAUUACAAAAUGCGGAUAGACAUCCAGUCUGGCGCAGAAGACAGAUUUCGCGGAGUGAUGUCUCCGUUGAUGGUACGGCUCUUAUUGGACGUCAUGGCACUCUCAUCUGCAAACAGUCUUUGUGGCAUUAUGAUGACAUAUUUGCCAGCCCAAUUGUAUUUUUUUUUUGAGCAGAUCGUGAGCAAGGUGUAUGGCGUUGAGCUGUGCCAGCCUCCCAACCAGUGGCUCCAGCGAUCCGUUCAACGGUCUACAGUUGAAGGAGAAAACGAAAACGAAAACGGAAAUGAACAAUUACAGGAAUAA